CCGCCGCGGAGGGCGCUGGGGGCCGGCGGCGGCGUUGCGGGAGGCGGCAACGGGACGGCGACGCGGGGUUGGCGCGCCCGGGGGGCCGGCCUCUGCACCUGAGGGGAAAUGAACGCGGCCGAGAAGGCCCGGGUGGGGCGGGCGGCCGACGGGCCUGCGCCGCCCGAGGAGGAGGAGGGCGAGGCGGGCGGGAAGGAGCCGGCGGCGGACGCGGCCCCCGGGCCCAGCGCCGCGUUCCGCCUCCUGGUGACCCGGCGGGAGCCGGCCGUGAAGCUGCAGUAUGCAGUGAGCGGCCUGGAGCCGUUGGCCUGGUCUGAGGACCACCGCGUGUCCGUGUCCACGGCCCGCAGCAUCGCUGUGCUGGAGCUCAUCUGCGACGUGCACAACCCGGGCCAGGACCUGGUCAUCCACCGCACGUCGGUGCCCGCCCCUCUCAACAGCUGCCUCCUCAAAGUUGGCUCAAAAACAGAAGUUGCUGAGUGUAAGGAGAAAUUUGCCACCUCUAAAGACCCCACGGUCAGUCAGACUUUCAUGUUGGAUAGAGUGUUCAACCCUGAGGGGAAGGCUUUGCCACCACUGAGAGGAUUCAAAUACACUAGCUGGUCGCCCAUGGGUUGUGAUGCUAAUGGCAGGUGCCUUUUGGCAGCGCUGACCAUGGACAAUCGCCUCACCGUCCAGGCUAACCUCAACAGACUGCAGUGGGUCCAGCUGGUCGAUCUGACUGAGAUUUACGGGGAACGUCUUUAUGAGACCAGUUACAGGCUCUCUAAAAGUGAGGCCCCAGAAGGAAAUCUUGGGGAUUUUGCUGAGUUUCAGAGGAGACACAGCAUGCAGACUCCAGUCAGGAUGGAAUGGUCAGGCAUCUGUACUACUCAGCAGGUCAAGCAUAACAAUGAGUGCCGUGAUGUGGGCAGUGUGCUCCUGGCAGUCCUCUUUGAAAACGGUAACAUUGCUGUGUGGCAGUUUCAACUACCAUUUGUAGGAAAGGAAUCCAUCUCUUCGUGCAACACAAUUGAGUCAGGAAUCAACUCUCCUAGUGUUUUAUUUUGGUGGGAAUAUGAGCACAAUAAUCGGAAAAUGAGCGGCCUUAUUGUGGGGAGUGCUUUUGGACCUGUAAAAAUUCUUCCUGUCAAUCUCAAAGCAGUUAAAGGCUAUUUCACUUUAAGGCAACCUGUUGUCUUAUGGAAAGAAAUGGACCAGUUGCCAGUGCACAGUAUCAAAUGUGUACCUCUUUAUCACCCUUACCAGAAGUGUAGUUGUAGCUUAGUGGUGGCUGCAAGAGGAUCCUAUGUGUUUUGGUGUCUUCUUCUGAUCUCCAAAGCGGGUCUGAAUGUUCACAAUUCCCACGUCACAGGCCUUCACUCCCUGCCGAUCGUCUCCAUGACUGCAGAUAAGCAGAACGGAACGGUAUAUACUUGUUCCAGUGAUGGGAAAGUGAGGCAGCUGAUUCCCAUUUUCACAGAUGUUGCAUUAAAGUUUGAACACCAGUUGAUUAAACUGUCAGAUGUGUUUGGCUCGGUGAGGACACACGGGAUAGCAGUGAGCCCCUGUGGUGCAUAUCUGGCUGUCAUUACAACUGAGGGCAUGGUCAAUGGCCUCCAUCCCGUGAACAAAAACUACCAGGUCCAGUUUGUUACUCUCAAAACCUUUGAAGAGGCAGCUGCUCAGCUCCUGGAAUCUUCUGUUCAAAAUCUCUUUAAGCAGGUAGAUUUAAUAGACCUAAUACGCUGGAAGAUUUUAAAAGAUAAACAUAUCCCUCAAUUUUUACAAGAAGCUUUGGAAAAAAAGAUUGAAAGCGGUGGGGCCACUUAUUUUUGGCGUUUUAAACUUUUCCUUCUGAGGAUUUUGUAUCAGUCAAUGCAGAAAACCCCUUCAGAAGCCCUAUGUAAACCCACCCAUGAGGACUCAAAAAUCUUACUGGUUGACUCACCAGGGAUGGGCAAUACUGAGGAUGAACAGCAAGAAGAAGGCACUUCUUCCAAACAGGUGAAUAAACAAGGCCUUCAGGAGAGGAGCAAAGAAGGUGAUCCAGAGGACCCCACAGAUGACUCACUCACCCAGUCCGGAGAUGUUGGAGGCCGUGAGCCGAUGGAAGAGAAACUCCUUGAAAUCCAAGGGAAAAUUGAGGCCGUGGAAAUGCACUUGACCAGAGAGCACAUGAAGCGAGUCUUAGGAGAAGUGUACCUGCACACCUGGAUCACAGAAAACACUAGCAUCCCCACCAGGGGACUCUGUAACUUUUUAAUGUCUGAUGAAGAGUAUGAUGACAGAACAGCACGGGUGCUGAUCGGACACAUCUCCAAGAAGAUGAACAAACAGACUUUUCCUGAGCACUGUAGUUUGUGUAAAGAGAUCUUGCCGUUCACAGAUCGCAAACAGGCAGUCUGUUCCAAUGGCCACAUUUGGCUCCGGUGCUUUUUAACCUACCAGUCCUGCCAGAGUCUGAUAUACAGAAGGUGUUUGCUCCAUGACAGCAUUGCCCGCCAUCCAGUUCCAGAAGAUCCUGACUGGAUUAAGAGGUUACUGCAAAGCCCCUGCCCUUUCUGCGAUUCUCCUGUCUUCUAAACAUCAGUGGGGGGAAGAUGGGAAGGGCACAUCUCGGCUGUAGAAAACGCCCUCCAGCCUGAAGAGCUGGGAUGCGCUGGAGUGAGCCUGGCCUUCACACAUCAAGAGGCGCUCCUCCUGACUGUAAAUAGAGCCCUGGGAGUGCAUUCUGAAGUGCGUUCUCUCUCUCCAGGAUAUCUUUAAAAUGACUGAAGGCAGAGAUUUUAAGUCAUUUUGAGAUGAACAUUAGCCCCCACUCCUUACUCAAUGAGGAACACUUAUUUUUCAAGUGUCAACUGAAGCAGUUUGAACAAAAAGAACGCUCUAUCAUUUCUAGGGACAGAGUGCUCUCUUCCAGAGCUGGGAUAAGGACCGUGCCGGGCUGAGUUAGGCUUUAAUCCUGGCCUUGGCCUGGAACUGCUUUGUGGCUCCAGAGAGCUUAUUAAUUCCCUGGUACGAGGUUGUCAGUGUACCAGCAGAUAUUAGAAGUGUCUAAACACGUGGGCCUGAUAUUUUGUUCUUAGCAAAUAGCUGCAGAUCUGUGUCCCACCGAUUCUUCUUUUUCAUGCGUAUUGAAAACAUUUUUCUAAAACUCUAUAUUUUGAGAGGUUGAAACCAAGACUAAAGUUGGUCUUAAUGUGUGAAAAGAUCAGGUGACUCCUGUAAGUUAAUAAUUGUGACUUGUUUUCCAUGAUCUCCUGUGUCGUCGGAUUUCCUGCCUCAACUCCUUGAUAUACAUAAGGAUGUCCAGUAUUCCACUCACCUCUGUCACAUCCCUGCUUCGGACUGGACUCUGAUAACCGAGACGAGAUAUUUGUACAUAGAAGAAAAAGAAUAUUUUCUCCUUUUAGUAUUAAAUUAAAACUUUUACUAUUUUUAAUGUUGACAUUUCCAGACAUUUCAUUUCUAUCUGGUAUAGGAUUGUGCACAGCGUCUGUGUAGAGACUUCCAGAAAGAGACGGGCAGCUCAGAAGUGCAGACACUGGCACUCUGGUGCUAUAAGUGAGUUCAGCUCAGUUGACCGGAGCCUGGGAGUGUCUCCUCCCUGCAAAGGUCCUUGAUAUUUAUGAUCCAGGUAUUUCUCUGUGGGCUCCUAAGAGGAGGUGUUAAAUGUCAAUUGGUCUUAAAACGUAAAAUAAAAAAUAGACAUUCUGGAAUUACAGUGUUCUUGGAUUUUUAAAAUAAGUGUCCUAGAGAUUGGUGCUAAUCAACAGGACUGUAAUGCACACAUCUUGAAGUGGUGCAUAUGUCUGGAAAGUUGGAUGGGAAAUACAAAAUGAGAAAUUCUAACUCAUACACUCUUUUGCCUUUAUUCUAAUACAGUUUCCUGCUUUUAUUUUGUAUCCUUAGUGAAAGACAUUUUGUCCUCACUUAAGAAACACUUGAUAUUUGGAUAACACUAGCGGAAACACACCACGCACCAUACUUGUGUCCUGUCCCCCCGGUUCAGAUGUAGUGGAGACGAGCCCCUAGGAGGCACUUCGAGACAGCCUGCUUUGAGAUGUCUUUCGUUUCCUCGUCAGAUUCUUUUUGCUUUGUCUUCUGGGUUUAAUUAUGUAUUUGCCGGAAUCUUCUGAUUAUCUUUCUCAUUUUGGUGGUAAUUUCAAGAAUAGUGUUUAUCCAGAUUUUAGGGUCCAGCGUGUUAAAUUGAUUUUCAAGAAGGAACCAGGUAGCAGUAAAAUCAUGGCCACUGCAGCUCAGAGGCAGUUGUACCUGUGGCUGCUUCACUUUGCAGUAAAUAUGACAGUAAAGUUUGGAAUCAUGGCAAGGAAUUACUGCAGUUUUAAUAAUCAUGGCAUGCUUAGUCUCACUUAUUUUUUUGUUCCUAAUCAGAGUCAGUAGUUGAUUUGUUCUGUUGGAAAAUUUUGUGCUGCUGCCAUUUAAAACUUAGAUUAAGUUUUUGUUUAAAGCAGCUGUGCAUUUUUUGAAACAUUUAACUCUUAGGAGUUAACUACAAGUUGCUCCUGAAUCAUUUUGAGUGUCUGUAUAGGAAUAGACAUGGCAGCUGUUUUACUAGAACGUGGCUUCUCUCCGCAGGGGCCUGGGCCCAGUGGCAUUCUUAAGACUCUGAAACCCAACCAACACCUGCGUCAGCCAGGCUUCUGCACACGCAGCGGGGUCUCCCCUUCUCCUGGCCCCCCAGCCGCAGGGGCUGAUCCAGUGACCUGUGAGGAGAGGAGAUUUGAGCUGAGGGCAGCGCCCCAGUGCACGUCUGCGUUCACUGAGGUUCAGCGUACCUGAGGGUAGGGUGGUCACUGAGACCUAGGAAAAGUGAGAGGGACACAGGCGUCUUUAGAUUAUUAAAUGCCUCUCCUGUUCUAAACUAGUCAUACUCUCUAUACCUUCCUAAAAUUUGCCUGAUGUGUUUAGUGGCUUUCAAGUUUAUUCAGCUGUCCCUGUAAUAACUGUUUCAGGAAUGGAAGGAGUGGCAGGAGUGACGUUGCUGCACUGUGUUGAAGAGCAGGAGCGGAGCUCCAGACAAUUAGACCUUUUCAGCUACAACCCUGCUGCAUUUUGGGAGUCUGAUAUCCACACCUGUAUCACGUUUUCUCUGCCUGGGGUUAAUUUGUUCCUAUUAUUCCAGAUAAGAAAUUGAUAGCUUGUUAUGCUUCAUAUUUAUUCUGAAAUCCUCAUGUGUCCACCACCCAGACUUCAGGCAAUCUCUACCUACUGUUGUAUCUGCCAAAACUACCAAUUAUUUUUCAGUGUCAGAAGUUGUCAGAGCCACUGGUGAAGCUCCCGGUUGAGGUGACAUUUUUCUGCUGCUUCCUCUACAAAGUAUUUGAGCAUGUUAACGUGGAAGCGUGUGGUUGGGCCUAUUAGUAAGUUUCACAGGUUAAUUAGGUUAAAAGAAUGUUAAAAGGACGAUAAUUAAAUAUUAAAGUAUAUUCUGUGGUGAUUAUAACAGCAUCAGAUAAGACGCAGAAGAAACUGCUGCCUGUGGGUGCUUGGGAGGAGGAAGACAGUGCUGGCCUGGGGAGCGCCUGCCCCUGCGGCCUUGGCGCUGCUCUGAGUAGGUGAAGUGCUGCCGUCCCGGAGUGAAGCCAGGAGUUAGCACCCCUCGUUGGUUUCUGCAGGACCUGUCCGUGCCUUCUGCUCCUGACCUCUCUCUCGCUUUUCCUUACCAAGGGGGUCCUCUUGAGUACCAUUCCUUUAGUUCUCUCAGCUUUAGAACACAUUCACAGCGAACAGAUUCCAUGUUUGAAAGAAAAAUAGAUUAGUGAUAAAAUUUCUAAAAGCUAAAUCACAUAGUGGGUCUCCCUUCCUAGAGGAAACUAUUAAACAGUAAUUUUUCUCUCUAAAGGUAAUAGUGUCAGUUAACUUGGUAAACCGUAUCCGGGUUUCUUCAGAACUCUUAGUCGUAAUCUCCCCAGCAGAGCGCUCGGCAGCUCUCAGCUGGUCUUGGGCUGCGCUGCGCCCGAAUGUGUCAGCUCCUUCCCGCCACCCGUCCCUCUCCCCGAGCCAGUGUGAUUGGUGACCAGCAGAACUUGUGGCGUAAGCUAAGCUGCCUGCGCUGUGUUCAGAGUCAGCAGGCUUAAACUUUUUACGGGAAAGGUGUAUUCUGCCCUUUUUCUUUUUAGAGCUUGGGCAGCACAAACAGCAAGUAGCCAGACGAAUAAACAAAUCUCUUUACAGUUAGCCCGCCGUGGACUGUUCUGAGUCCCUGCGCGGCGUCCCUAAAUCGUGACGGUGCCUUGGUGCUCUCAGCCUGCUCUCUGUGUGGGUGGAGGCGAGCGCCUCAGGAGCCCACCCUUCCCCUCGAGACUGUCGGAUCUUAAAAUGCCUCUAAAGAAUUGAACUGAAGUGAGUUGUUUUCAUUUCAGUUAUUAGUGGAAGUAGCGAUUAGCAGCUUCAAGCAGAGUUUUAGACUGUAUCUCAAGUCUCAUAGUUAUUAAACUUUGAACUGCUCUUUCGUGAAGCCAGAAGGUUUUUGUAGUUAAGAUCUUCACAUCUAACAUGAUAUCUGCUAUUCAGACUGAUUAUACAGCAUGUGAAAUUGGACUGUCUUUAAAUUGAAUUAAGUCAAAUUUGCAGAAUAUAGAGUUGCUUCUGAUUAUCUCAAGUACUCAGCUUUGCUAUCCUGAUGGAACAGCGGGGUUUUUCAAAAGAUUGUGAACUCAUUUCCAUGGCGCAGAUAUGAAUCAGUAGCAGGACCUGUUAGCCCGGCUGAGCCUGGUAGAUAAGACGCAGCCUCCCAUCUGCACACAGACAGGGCUGUUUCUGAAAACUGGCUGUGGAAAUCCAUACAUUUAAUAGAGAAAUGACUGUUUAUUAGGAUGUCCUCUAAAAAAGUUAAUCCUUUUGGUAUAUGAGCAUUUCUCCCCCAACCUCUUUAUCCAAUUAGGUGAGGCAGCUUUUCUUAUCUUGCAUUAUCUUUGAGUUGUAACUGAACUCCAGCAGGACACUUCAUGUCCAAUCUGAGGUCCCAGUCAGUGAGUUUCUUUGCAGCAGUAUGUGUGGAUUACCAGCACGGUGUUCGUUCAUUCAUUCCAGGCUGGGAAGGAGCUGAAAAAAGGGACAGAUGAUACUCUUGUCCUGAUACCCUAAGGUAAAGGCAGGGGCCAUCUGGUUGAAAUAUUGUAAAUAGGUUGGAGGAAUUACAUUUCAGAACUCUAAAUCUUGUGUUUAUUUCUAAGGUAAAAAUUUGCUUACCUCACCCUGAAAUCCUGUUACUUUCAUAAAAGUCCUGUAAAGUGGUCAUACUGACAGUGUAAAGAGGUGGUGACAGCUUUGAGGCGUUUCAUAUGCUAUCGCUUUUACAUUUAGCUGACAGACUGGGAAGCUUUAGGGUAUUUUUUUUUUGGUAUUAAUGCAAAAAUGAAUUAUGUCUUUUUCAAGACUUUGACUCAGAUUUGUACUUUGCUGAAUGAAAGGAAAGUGAAUAUCAAACUUGUUUAUACAGAAAUAAGACUAAAGAAAAGUAAGUCUGUGUUGUGUGUAGUGAUCUAUGCUUUCUGUUUACCCAAUGCCUGUGCUAGUCUUUGUGCUCAGCUUUGAAUUGUAUGUAUGUUUACAUAUGACAUUUUUUGAAAUAAAAAGAACAGGCAUCUAAAAACUUAAGGUUAUAAAAAGGAGAUGGUUUUUUAAUUCUUAGCAUUUGAUUAGGUAGUGUGUUAUAGAUUUUUAGUGUUUAAAUUUAAAAACUUUAAGAAUAAUAACACAUUUUGCUUGGAAUCCCCCCCAUCCAGAAAGAUUGGCACUUCUCUCCAUUGUACAUAUGCCACGGUGUCCAUGACUAGAUUGUAAGCUCCUCGAGGCAGGCACUGAUGGAAAGUGCCUUUCAGACAGUUGGUGCUCACGACAUGUGUAACGAGUGAGUAACUUCCUGCCUCCUUCAAGACGAAGCAUGGUCCACUUUCUCCAGUGCGCUCAAAACUGCAAAGAACUAAUGACCAGAAGAGGGCCCGAUUCUUUCUUGGGUUUGAACUGAGUUUCUUGGGUUAAACCAGACCAUGCCGUAUCCUUAGCACUGUUUAGCCUUCUCUUCCCGAAGAUAAUACACCAGUAUCCUGAGCUGUUAUCUAAUAUUAGGGCAGAGGUUUCUGGGAAAAGUUUGAAGUGGGGAAGAUUAUAGAGAAAAUGAAAUGUGAAUUUUGGAGGGUGUCUGUCUGUAUACAGCCCUGUGGGGCAAUCUUAUUUUAGUUAUUACUAAAGAAAGGGGUGACAGAUCCUCUGCUUCUUUACCAGUUAGCUGGUUGGCCACUUAUCCAGUUCAUGAAAGACUGUUGGGUUUUAGCCUUUUCCCGUUUUGGAUUCCUCUCAAUUGUUCGUAUUAUUCUAGUCCUUAGACUCUAAUGAAGUUGCUGUGAAUACCCAGUGCUGUAUAUACUGCCAGUUUUCUAAAUGUGAAAUAACCUCCAACAUGUUGUGUUUUGUAUGCAGAGCCACUAGUAUUGUUAUCUUGGCCACUUUUUUAUUCGAAAUAAAUAAAUAAUAGAAUUAUUUGUA
Molecule: messenger RNA, 8493 nt
Organism: Equus quagga
Lineage: Eukaryota; Metazoa; Chordata; Mammalia; Perissodactyla; Equidae
Gene: GTF3C4
Product: general transcription factor IIIC subunit 4
Exons: 5
Coding region: 109-2565 (818 amino acids)
Biological process (GO): transcription initiation at RNA polymerase III promoter
Cellular component (GO): transcription factor TFIIIC complex
Molecular function (GO): histone acetyltransferase activity; protein binding
Source: RefSeq, a predicted model, not a curated record